Molecule: messenger RNA, 473 nt
Organism: Achroia grisella
Lineage: Eukaryota; Metazoa; Arthropoda; Insecta; Lepidoptera; Pyralidae
Product: allergen Tha p 1-like
Exons: 3
Coding region: 4-375 (123 amino acids)
Source: RefSeq, a predicted model, not a curated record
AGCAUGAAGUUUCUACUACUCAUGAUGUUUGCAGUCAUAGGCUACGCAGCCGGCCAGAGUGAACAGUACACUGACAGAUAUGACUCCUUAAAGAUAGACGAGGUGCUGGCCAACAAGAGGUUGACAAUAGCAUACAUUAAAUGCAUGCUGGAGAAAGGAAAAUGUACCGCCGAAGGCAGAGAACUCAAAUCUCACAUCACGGAAGCGCUGAGGAAUGGAUGCAUCAAAUGUACUCCAAAGCAAUUGUCUGGCGUCAGAAAGGUGAUAAAACACCUUAUCAACAAAGAAAAUGCUUACUGGGUACAAUUAGCAGAUAAGUACGACCCAAAGAAAAUCUACAGGCAGAAAUAUGAAGCGGAACUUAAAUCUUUAUAGAAAUAAAUAAGAAGUGAAUACGUUUUCAAAUGGCUAAACAAAAUAAAAAUGUUAACUAGGCAAAUGAGCGUAGCCAAGGUAAGUCGCCAGUAUAUUGU